Molecule: messenger RNA, 1975 nt
Organism: Eruca vesicaria subsp. sativa (arugula)
Lineage: Eukaryota; Viridiplantae; Streptophyta; Magnoliopsida; Brassicales; Brassicaceae
Source: the annotation of a GenBank genome assembly
AUGGCGAAUUCAGUGACCCAAGAUGGUAUUGCGACAGUGUUAUCGAGCCAAUCGUCAUCCUCGGUUCGACCUGAGAUCGUCGUUCAAGUCAUUGAUCUUAAACCUGUUGGUAAUCGAUAUACGUUUAAUGCUAAUGACGGAAAAAAGAAGAUUAAAGUAGUGUUACCUGCUACUUUAACAUCUGAUAUCAUAUCAGGAAAGAUCCAAAAUCUGGGCUUGAUUCGUCUCCUUGAUUAUACUGCCAAUGAUAUUCCAGGCAACUCAGAAGAAAAAUACUUGCUUGUAACAAAAUGUGAGGUUGUUGCUUGUGCACUUGACUCAGAGAUUAAAGAUUCUACAGGCAUAGUGUUGAAACCAAAGGAUAAGUUUGUAGCCAAAUCAGCUUCUCAGAGAAUCAAUGAGCAGAGCGGAAAUGCUGCACCAGCUGCAAGGAUGGCAAUGACCAGGAGGGUUCAUCCGUUAGUGUCAUUGAGCCCUUACCAAGGAAGUUGGACCAUUAAAGUCCGUGUUACAAACAAAGGAGUCAUGAAAAAUUACAAAAAUGCAAGAGGAGAAGGGUGUGUUUUCUACGUGGAACUCACUGAUGAGGAAGGAACACAGAUUCAGGCAACGAUGUUUAACGCAGCUGCAAAGAAGUUUUAUGACACACUCCAGAUGGGAAAAGUCUUUUACAUAUCUAAGGGAUCACUUAAGCUUGCUAAUAAUCAGUUCAAGACGGUUCAGAACGAUUAUGAGAUGACUCUGAAUGAGAAUUCAGUGGUUGAAGAAUCUAAGAACGAAGAAAUGUCUGUCCCUGAAACAAAAUUCAACUUUGUACCCAUUGAUGAGUUGGGUGCAUAUGUGAAUCAGAAGGAUCUUAUUGAUGUUAUUGGCGUAGUCCAAAGUGUUUCUCCAACGAUGAGCAUCAGAAGAAAAAGUGACAAUGAGAUGAUCCCAAAGAGGGAUAUAACUUUAGCUGAUGAGACAAAGAAAACUGUUGUGGUGUCCCUUUGGAAUGAUCUAGCAACUGGCCUAGGGCAAGAGCUUCUAGACAUGGCUGAUAAGUACCCAAUCAUUGCGAUUAAGUCUCUAAAAGUUGGCGAUUUUCAAGGUGUGUCAUUGUCCACUGUCAGCAGAAGCAAUGUGGUGAUAAAUCCUGAUAUACCAGAAGCUACAAAGUUGAGAUCAUGGUAUGAUUCUGAAGGUAAAGAGACAUCUAUGUCUGCUAUUGGCUCUGGGAUGAGCCCUUCUGCUAAUAAUGGAUCAAGAGCCAUGUAUUCGGACAGAGUUUGUCUUUCUCACUUCACAACCAACCCGUCUUUAGGCACGGACAAGCCUGUGUUUUUCAGUACUAGAGCUUACAUAAGCUUUAUCAAGCCAGACCAGGUAAUGUGGUACCGUGCUUGCAAGACCUGUCACGAGAAAGUGACUGAAGCUAUGUACUCUGGUUACUGGUGUGAAAAUUGUCAAAAAAAGAAUGAAGAAUACAGCUUAAGGUAUAUAAUGGCGGUGAAAGUCUCUGAUUCAACCGGUGAAGCCUGGUUUUCUGCUUUCAAUGAUGAAGCAGAGAAGAUUAUAGGAUGCACAGCUGAUGAACUCAGGAAACUAAAAUCAGAGGAAGGUAAAGUGAAUAAGUUUCAGACAAAACUGAAAGAAGCUACUUGGUCAGAACAUCUCUUCCGGGUCAGUGUUUCUCAACAGGAGUAUAACAGCGAGAAGAGACAGAAGAUAACUGUAAAAAGUGUUUCUCGGAUUGAUUUUGCUGCUGAAACAAGAUUAUUGCUCAGAGACAUUUCCAAGAACAAGAACACAUCUCAGUUUUAAAAUGAUUUGUCAAGCUUUUGUUAAACUAGAAGUCUCAAAGUAAUUCACUUUAUAGAAAACUAUAGACUAGUUGGAUUAUUCGGAUUUAUUAAGAUUGUUUUAAAUUGAUGUUAACUGAUUAGUACAGUUUAAACCAAUUUAAAUUGUAUAAAUCGAGUUGUGAACAACACAA